This is a messenger RNA of Indicator indicator, 1071 nucleotides long. It is a transcript of the gene PEX12, whose product is annotated as peroxisomal biogenesis factor 12. The transcript is spliced from 3 exons. Gene Ontology annotation, cellular component: peroxisomal importomer complex; peroxisomal membrane. Gene Ontology annotation, biological process: protein import into peroxisome matrix; protein monoubiquitination. NCBI's taxonomy places the organism in Eukaryota, Metazoa, Chordata, Aves, Piciformes, Indicatoridae. Bases 1 to 1071 code for a protein of 356 amino acids. The record is from RefSeq and is a predicted model, not a curated record. Gene Ontology annotation, molecular function: protein binding; ubiquitin-protein transferase activity; zinc ion binding.
AUGGCGGAGCUCGGCGCUCACCUGACGGGCUCCUCGGCCGGCGAUGACCGCCCCUCCAUCUUCGAGGCGGUGGCACAGGACAGCCUGAUGGCCGCCGUGAAACCCGCCCUGCAGCACCUGGUUAAGGUGCUUGCUGAGUCUAACCCUGGCCGGUACGGCUUUCUCUGGCGCUGGUUUGACGAGGUCUACGUCGUGCUGGAUCUGCUGCUCCAGCAGCACUGCCUGGCCAGGUGCAGUGCUUCCUUCUCUGAGAACUUCUACAGCUUAAAGAGGAUAGCUCUGGGAGACUGCAGGCAGCAGCCGCUGGCCACUGCCGGCCUGCCGAAGAGGCAGCACUGGAAGUCUCUCCUCUUGCUGGUUCUUGUUCCUUACCUGAAAGGAAAGCUCGAGAAACUGGUGUCCAGCCUGAGGGAUGAGGAUGAGUACUCCAUCCACCCUCCAUCAUCGGCCUGGAAGCGCUUUUACAGAGCCUUUCUGGCUGCCUACCCCUUUGUAAACAUGACCUGGGAGGGGUGGUUCCUCAUCCAGCAGCUGUGCUACAUCCUGGGGAAAGCUCAGCAUCACUCACCCCUGCUGAGGCUGGCUGGUGUGCGCCUCGUCAGGCUGACUGCAGAGGACAUCCAGGCCCUGGAGAAGAGAUCGGCUGCAGCACCCUCAAGUCAGGCACUCAGCAUUAGAACACGAGUGCAGUCAGCAGCAAGGAAGGCGUUGGGAGGCAUUGCCUUCUCCCUGUCCACUGGGCUGUCUGUCAGCGUGUUCUUCCUUCAGUUCCUGGACUGGUGGUACUCCUCAGAAAACCAGGAGACCAUCAAAUCCCUGACGGCGCUCCCCACCCCUCCGCCCCCGGUGCACCUGGACCACGGGGCCACCUCAGCUCUCCUGCCCAAGCUGAAGACUGUGUGCCCUCUCUGCCGCAAAAUCCGCGUCAACGCCACGGCCCUGUCCACCUCUGGCUUUGUGUUCUGCUACCGCUGCAUCUACAGCCACGUCAAGAGCCACCAGAGCUGCCCCAUCACAGGCUACGCCACCGAGCUGCAGCACCUGGUCAAACUCUACUCCCCCGAGAGCUGA